Messenger RNA from Varanus komodoensis (Komodo dragon), 3845 nucleotides. RefSeq names its product nuclear factor I X (gene NFIX). The record is from RefSeq and is a predicted model, not a curated record. NCBI's taxonomy places the organism in Eukaryota, Metazoa, Chordata, Lepidosauria, Squamata, Varanidae. The coding region runs from base 84 to 980 and encodes 298 amino acids. Gene Ontology annotation, biological process: regulation of transcription by RNA polymerase II. The transcript is spliced from 3 exons. Gene Ontology annotation, cellular component: nucleus. Gene Ontology annotation, molecular function: RNA polymerase II cis-regulatory region sequence-specific DNA binding; DNA-binding transcription factor activity, RNA polymerase II-specific.
CACCCAACUCUGUGCAGCAGAUCUUUAAGAGAUGGGGCUUUCAGGAGAAGAGAGGACAUCCGCUGUCCUUCCCUUUGCCUCUGAUGGAGGCUGCUCCAGCAGGAAGAGUUUAUUCAACAUUACUGGAUGAAUUCCACCCCUUCAUUGAAGCUCUUCUUCCACAUGUCCGUGCCUUUUCCUACACAUGGUUCAACCUGCAAGCUCGGAAACGAAAGUACUUUAAGAAGCAUGAGAAGCGGAUGUCAAAGGAUGAAGAGCGCGCUGUGAAGGACGAAUUACUUGGUGAAAAGCCUGAGAUCAAGCAGAAAUGGGCAUCCCGGCUGCUGGCCAAGCUUCGCAAGGACAUCCGCCCGGAGUUUCGCGAGGACUUUGUCCUGACCAUCACGGGCAAGAAAGCACCGUGUUGUGUCCUCUCCAACCCAGAUCAGAAGGGCAAAAUCCGCAGGAUUGACUGCCUGAGGCAAGCUGACAAGGUUUGGAGGCUGGACCUAGUUAUGGUCAUCUUGUUCAAAGGGAUCCCUCUUGAAAGUACUGAUGGGGAGCGGCUAUACAAGUCGCCGCAGUGCUCAAACCCGGGCCUUUGUGUCCAGCCACACCACAUUGGAGUCACAAUUAAAGAACUGGAUCUUUACUUGGCGUAUUUUGUUCACACUCCUGAAUGUGCCCACCCAGUGUGUGUACAGCAGCCUCUGGACAAUGUCAGGAGGUUCAUCUCAGCGCCUGCGGAUGGCAUUACUGGCACACUCAUAUCAUCUAUUCUGCACAGCUCAGGGCACUUCCAGGCUUGGCAAGUAACAAACAGUGUUCCUCUGUUCCUUUUCUACAAGUUAUUGUCCUUUCCCCACCUCUUAAAGACAAAACUGGAAGGCCCCCAUCACCUUCCCAGCCACUUUCAUAUAUACCAGUUCUUAUCACAGAGGCAUCCCCUCCCUUCUGCCUGGCACAAAAUCUCAUCACAUGCACAAACAUGCAAAAUUUGAGCAUGGGUGCAUAAAAAUUUCAGCUUGUGUUCACACUAGCACAUACCACACAUACGACAUGUUCGUAUUUAUAGACAUGUAUGUGUAAAACAAGCUAUGUCUCUGCUUAUUAUAUACUUAUUAGAUCUUGACUUUGUCCUUCAGUUCCUAACGGAGCCCAUUUUAUAAGACAGCAUACAAAAGCAUGAAAAGGGGCUUAAUUUUAAAAAAUCUGAAUGUUUAGUAAUGUUAAGACAGAUCUGAAACAUGACAUCCCAAUGACAUAUCAGCCAACCCCCAAAUUGAGCAUCUUAACAUGCAUUACCAGUGGGGUGGGCAAGUAGAUCACCUCUGGCCUUUUGUACUGGCUAAGGCAGAUUUUCCCUGUUAAAGGCAAGCAAACCAACUAAGCAGUUAAAAUGUGUAAUUUGAUCUCUGAAUUGUCCACCGUAUUCCUUUUUAUGCUUAUGUUUCCAUGCAUGUAUACUCACAUGUACACAGUGGGACUGUACAGUCGUAUCUCUCCCCCACUUUCCCCAGGGUGAGCUUCAGGGAGACAAUCCAGACUUAAAGCUACUUUUUGGGAUAGGGUUAUCUUAACCUGUGUAGGAUUCAUUCUCUUUCAUAAUGCUGCAGGAUCAGGAGGUGAUGAACUUCUUUUGAACGGGAUUUAACAGCAGAUUUGUUGACAUAGCAGAGAAAUAAAAGAGCCUUUCACAGAGAAUUUGCGGGGAGGUGGUUAUAUGGCAUAGAAUCUUAUCCUGAGUGUGGAAUAACAGGCCACUCUCAUUUUAUUUCAUUUAACAUGUGCAUCCUAUUCAAGAAAUGCCAGUUUAUAAGUAAGGAAUCUUUUUAAUUUCUGUGUCAAAACAUCAAAAACAAUGUCAAGAAAUUGGUAGUAUUUUGGAGGUGAAAUAUGUACUGAGCAUGAGCCUUCUCUUGCAGGCCAAAAUUUUGUAUUAUAGAUCACUUAGUUGCAAUUCGCUUCCUAUAGAGUUUUAACAGAAACAUCUUAGAUUAAUCAAUUCUGGAAUUAGAGGGUGGGUGGGAAGGAAAGCUUCUGCUAAAAAUGACUGCAUGGCUAGAGGAAGAUGCUUCUUCUAUGUUUUGCUGUCUAUCCAAGUUUGAAAGUCCGUCCUGUACUUGGGCCUAAAUAAAGCCCAGAGGAAAUAAAUCCUGAAUGGCACUUGCUCUGUUGAACCUGGCUUUCUUUUUCUGCAGACUCCUGUGAUAGCCCUUAGGAAAUGACAGCAAUGGAUAUUCUAGCCCAUAAAAAAAUAAAAUUAUAGCUGAAUUUAAGGGCAGAACUAUACGCAAAGAGGAAAACAGUAUUGCUAAUUCUGGGAUUUCACCCAUUUAUUCUCUAAAAUAUGCAUAAUUUGCAUUUCUGUUUCAAAAAAUGCUAUCUAGGAGGUUCAAAAAGCAAAUGUGGGAGCAGUGAAGGGUGUGGUCAUAGAAAAAGACCUGUGUGGUGAUUACCUUACCUUUCCCUUGCUGGCUGAUUUUCCCCAGCCCUCCUCCCCCACUUCUUUUCAUCAUCUCUUUCUUAUAAUCAGACUGCAAACCCAGAAGUAAUUCCAGCUGGUGUGUGGAUGGGGUGGGAGGAAACAAACUGGGGACACAGUCAGGGGAAAAUCAAUGGGCGCAGAAUAGUUUAAGCAUCCCACCCUCCCUCCCGAUUUUCUUCUGUGAAUGAGCAACACUCAUCUCAGCUAACAUGGAUUUGGGAGUGUGUGUUUGUCAAGACGACAUGAGGCUGAACUCUAAAAGAUAGCAGUAUUUUACUGGCUACAGUUAUAAAUACUAAAAAAUAACAGUUUCUGCCUUACUGGGCUCCCAAUCUAAGUGGCAGUUUCAGUGGUACUGAGAAAUGCAGUGAGAAUUUUUUGAAAAUAAGAGUAAUAAUGUACAUAACAGCCUGAUAGAAAAGCUGUCAUAACUUCAUCGUAAGUCUUGGCAUGGAUCAGCUAUAAAAGAUGCACAUUUCUAGCUUUUGUAUGGUUUGGAAAAAAGACCUUAUGCAAAUCUAAGUAGAUCAAGUGGCAGUGAGGGAUAAGAGUGAUCUACUGGGAAAAGUACUGGGGGAAGCAUUAGCCUCUCCCACCCCCAGUGCUGUGGUCUUACUUUAUUUAGGGCCCUCCUAUGGCUGCUAUUCAGCUUUAUAGAAUCCAUGGGAUGUCCUGAUCAGAGGUCUCCCAUAUGACAUCUAGUUUCGCCAUUAGGCUGUGUGCAGAUGAUUAUUCCUGCUGAGUGAGUGCUCCCUUAUUGUUACUUGUUCCUGCAUUGGUGGCUUGAUAACUGUGGAGACUGAACGGAGUAGUGGAACCGUGUGUGUGUGCAGGGGGUGUUCCUGUGUGGGUGGAAAGACUAUUCACUCAGUUUCUUGAUUCUAAGAUAAUUUUGUUUCUGGGGGAAAUUGCACUGCUUUUUCUCUUUUAAGCUGCCUGGAAAUGCAUAUGCUCUCCCUCCAUAUACUAAAAUAACCCUAUAAAAACCCCUUUAAAACUUUUCCAAAAGUAUAACUUAGCACAGAUGUGAUUCUAUUGAUAUGCACAGCAAUUGCCCUAAUAAGUUCUCUCUCCUGUUGCAUUGCUGCCACCAAGGCUUCCAGAAACCUUGGAUUGUCUUUUCUAGGGUGCCACAAAAAUGCUGCAAAAUCAGUCCGACCAGAAACAUGUAGUCCUGCGAAUGACAAAUCUAUAACUCUAAGGAAAGUUACCAUCAGUACAUAGCCUUAAAGUCUGGGUAGUCAUACAGCAAAUGACAUGGACUCUGGAUUGGUGGUACUUAAAAACCAUAAUUUAAUGGUGAUACAUGUUGUAUAUGUGUUUCUUUUGUCCCCCCCUCCCAUUAUUAGGGUUCAUGCUUUUCAAGCUGCUAACGGUC